AUGACUAUAAGGAAAAAAAUUUAUAAUUUAAAAAUAUUUACCACUAUUUCAAGACUCCCAUCCGAUAGAACGACUUUUUUCCCAUUGUCUCUUCCAGUCUCAUCAGAAGCCGUGAUUGUUCCAUCUCGAGUCCAGUCUUGGUGUUGGAGCUCCCACCGUCUGGCAGGGUAUGACAACUUUCUGUCCUUCUGCAAUAAUAAGUUCACUUGAUGGUCCCCCAAUUAUCGCAGGUGGUGAAUUCCAAACAUUGACGUAAGCGUUAACGAAUUGAAAUCCAUAAUGAUUGCUUAUGUUGCACUGGAAGACCGCACUGUCUUGGAGACCGAGAUUAUUUAAAAUGACUGUAUUUCCCGAUAAUCGUUUUCGAUCACCAUCCAAGUAACGCCCAAUUGGUUCACCGUUCAUAUGCCAUUUGACUUCGAUUUUAGAUUUGCCGAUUUCAUUCGGUUCGCAUCGCAAUUGAACGGAAUCGCCUAUCGGUACUGUGGUGUCCAGCGGUUUCACUUUAAAUGUUGGAAUGGAUUCAACAGUUAA
Molecule: messenger RNA, 534 nt
Organism: Rodentolepis nana
Lineage: Eukaryota; Metazoa; Platyhelminthes; Cestoda; Cyclophyllidea; Hymenolepididae
Source: the annotation of a GenBank genome assembly